This is a messenger RNA of Hydractinia symbiolongicarpus, 682 nucleotides long. RefSeq names its product DNA-directed RNA polymerase II subunit RPB11-a-like. The coding region runs from base 197 to 550 and encodes 117 amino acids. The transcript has 2 exons. Lineage: Eukaryota; Metazoa; Cnidaria; Hydrozoa; Anthoathecata; Hydractiniidae. Gene Ontology annotation, cellular component: RNA polymerase II, core complex. Gene Ontology annotation, biological process: transcription by RNA polymerase II. Gene Ontology annotation, molecular function: DNA binding; protein dimerization activity. The record is from RefSeq and is a predicted model, not a curated record.
UAGCGCUUUGAAAAUCAAUAAUGGCUACUGGAUAAAGAAGCGCUUGAAAAUACAAACAAAACUUUACCUUUUCUUCGUCUAAUAAAUUAAAUAGCAUCACAUACUCCUGAUCGACAGGCUUCAUAACUAAAAAGAGCUUGAAAUCUCCAAAAGUUAUUUAAAGCAAUAUCAAAGAUCGUUUGCUUGUGAGGCAAUAAUGAAUGCACCAGAAUCUUUUGAGCCUUUUUUGUUGUUGGGUGAUGAAAAAAAAAUAAAUAUUGUGAAAGAUACUAAAGUUCCAAAUGCUGCACAUUUCACUGUUAUGAAAGAGGAUCACACAUUGGGUAACUUGUUACGUGCACAACUGUUAAAAGAUCCACAAGUCAUAUUUGCUGGCUACAGAGUGCCACAUCCACUAGAACAUAAAUUCAAUUUGCGAGUACAAACAACUCCAGACUAUAGUCCUCAAGAAGCAUUUACAAGUGCAAUAACUGAUCUUAUCAGUGAAGUUUCGUUGUUAGAAGAACGCUUCCGAGCAGCUGUAAGAGAAAAGAGAGAAGGUUUAGAGUGAUAAUCAUGCGUUAUAGCAAUUAUGUUAUUCAUUUUUAGAUUUUCUUGUUUGCAGCGAUAGUCAAAAUAUUGUUAACAAAUAAACCAAAGAACAGUGAAGUCUUAUUAUUUAUAAAAUAUUACUUCAACACUA